UAGUUUUGCUUUCUGUUUAGAAUAUAGAUCAUGUCCACCUUUCUCCUAACAUGGUCGGCCGCGUUAUGCGUAACGCUAAUUCUUAUGCCGCAGCAAACAAACGCGGCUAGAGCGUUCUUCGUGUUUGGCGACUCACUCGUGGACAGUGGUAAUAACAAUUACUUAGUCACCACCGCUCGUGCUGAUUCUCCUCCUUACGGGAUAGAUCAUCCGACAGGUCGACCAACCGGUCGUUUCUCCAAUGGCUUGAACCUCCCUGACAUCAUCAGUGAACAGAUUGGAUCUGAGCCUACGUUGCCAAUUCUUAGCCCUGAGCUCACCGGUGAGAAGCUAUUGAUCGGAGCUAACUUUGCCUCUGCCGGCAUUGGGAUACUCAACGACACCGGAGUUCAAUUUUUGAACAUACUAAGGAUCGGUAGGCAAUUCGAGCUAUUCCAAGAGUAUCAAGAGAGAGUGAGUGAGAUUCUAGGUUCAGACAAAACAAAACAGCUUGUAAACGGGGCUCUUGUCCUCAUGACUCUCGGAGGCAACGAUUUCGUCAACAACUACUUCUUCCCAAUCUCUUCUAGAAGAGGCCAGUCGUCUCUCGGCGAAUUUAGCCAGCUUCUCAUCUCCGAGUACAAGAAAAUCCUGGCGAGGCUAUACGAGCUGGGAGCAAGAAGAGUGAUGGUGACAGGAACAGGACCGUUGGGCUGCGUACCAGCUGAGCUUGCCUCAUCGGGAAGUGUGAAUGGAGAAUGUGCACCCGAGGCGCAACAGGCUGCAGCAAUAUUUAAUCCGCUUUUGGUACAAAUGCUUCAGGGACUUAACCGUGAGAUUGGUUCUGAUGUUUUCAUUGGGGCUAAUGCCUUUAAUAUGAAUGCAGAUUUCAUCAACAAUCCCCAAAGAUUUGGUUUCGUGACGUCUAAGGUAGCAUGUUGUGGACAAGGAGCAUACAAUGGGCGAGGCGUUUGCACACCAUUAUCGAGCCUAUGCCCUGACCGCAACGCUUAUGCUUUCUGGGACCCUUUCCACCCGACCGAGAAAGCCACCCGACUCAUCGUCCAACAAAUCAUGACUGGUUCGGUUGAGUACAUGAACCCCAUGAACCUCAGUACUAUCAUGGCUUUAGACUCCAGGAUAUAACUAAGGGAGCACUCUAUUUUAGAAUAUAUUAUGCGACACACGUACGACGUCUGAUAUGCAAAGUGUAAUAUCAGAGUCUGUAUUACGUUUAACAUUUUUAGUAUCGGCUUGAGCCAUUAGAUACUACUAUAUAUAAAUGAUGUUUAUUAUU
Molecule: messenger RNA, 1276 nt
Organism: Capsella rubella
Lineage: Eukaryota; Viridiplantae; Streptophyta; Magnoliopsida; Brassicales; Brassicaceae
Product: GDSL esterase/lipase At4g28780
Exons: 5
Coding region: 31-1125 (364 amino acids)
Molecular function (GO): hydrolase activity, acting on ester bonds
Source: RefSeq, a predicted model, not a curated record